GAUUUUUGUUGAAAAAAUCCUCGCCAGAUUCGUCUUUGUUCUAAACCUUUUAAGAUCUCAUAAAAAAAUUCAUCUGCAUAUAUAGUUCUUACAUUUUGUUUUCUCUUCCCGAAUAAAGUCGCAAAAGGAAAAUCCAAAAGAGCAAGAAAUGAAUCUCUAGCAAUCCAUGAUUUUAAGGAAGGGACAAUCCGUAUACUAGACUAAUCUGCAUGCGUGGUUGUGACGUUAAAAGAAUGCUAUAAUUAUAAUCGAAAACUCAUUGUUGAGCUCUGGCGAGACGAUGGAACACCCCAAAGGCAAUGAUGAAAAUGCCAGCAAUAAGAAACCAGAACCGGAUCAUCAGGAUGUUGUUGAUUCGAGUCCGAGAUAUGAAGACGCUGUGGAAUCACUAACGGAGAAAAUAAAUGACGUUAGAUCAGUACCGAAUGUUAAUAAUACUAAAACGAGGAAAUCUGUGCAUUGGAGUGAAGAUUUGGUUAUGGAAUCGGAAAUACGGUCUCCUGAUCCUCGAGAAAUGCCGUCUUCGUCAUCUCCGUUUGUUGGUGCCAAAUCGAAUCCUUAUGUCGAUUAUUCACCCGCUCCAAGCAAUUCUGCGGCCUCUGUAAUCUUCAAAAAUUCCAUGGUUAAUGUUAAAGAUGCGUUGGGGAGAUGGAGGAAGAAGGUGGGAGAAGCCUCAAAGAAGGCUGAGGAUUUAGCUGAGAAUACUUGGCAACACUUGAAAACGGCCCCAAGUCUUACUGAUGCCGCAUUGGCAAGAAUUGCACAAGGAACAAAGGUUUUAGCAGAAGGUGGUUAUGAGAAUAUUUUCCGACAAACAUUUGAGACUGCCCCUGACGAGUAUUAUCAGAAUUCUUUUGCUUGUUACUUAUCCACAUCAGCUGGUCCAAUUAUGGGAGUGUUAUAUGUUACUAGUGCAAAGCUUGCAUUUUGUAGUGAUAAUCCCCUAUCUUAUAAAGCCGAUAACAAGACUGAAUGGAGCUAUUACAAGGUGGUGGUUCCGCUACAUCAGCUUAAGGCAGUAAAUACUUCAUCAUGCAGAACUAAUACUGCAGAGAAGUAUGUACAGAUUAUAUCUGUGGAUAACCAUGAAUUCUGGUACAUGGGUUUUUUAAACUAUGAGACAGCUGUUAAGUCCCUGCAGAAUGCCCUGGAGUUCAACAAGUUUUAAUCCAUCUGAACCAAAACACCUUUCUGCUUGCCAUCAGUAAAUUUAUUUAUUUAUUUUGACUUCUAAAAUAAUUAUAGGACGGUUUUUCUGGCUACUACACGGCAUUAUCCAUGUUAUAUCUUUGGAAAAAAAAAUGUUUACAAUGAAAAGGAAUUGUAUAAUUAUGAGUAAUUUGUAGGGGUGACCU
Molecule: messenger RNA, 1355 nt
Organism: Daucus carota subsp. sativus
Lineage: Eukaryota; Viridiplantae; Streptophyta; Magnoliopsida; Apiales; Apiaceae
Product: GLABRA2 expression modulator
Exons: 4
Coding region: 281-1168 (295 amino acids)
Source: RefSeq, a predicted model, not a curated record